CGCUGACCCCGGAGUCACGUGCCGGCCAAGAUGGCUGCCCGCAGGCGGACGGGGCAGCCCCGGCCUUGAGCCGCGGAGUGGGCAGGAAGAGCGAGGAAGCGAGGCUGAGAUACAUUAUUGGAAAUAAAGUUUAACUCAUUCUAAGGCUCAAGAUGGAAAAUCACGAAGCAGAUGGUACUGCCAAGGAAAACUCGAUUUUCAAUAUUAUAACCAGAAAAAUAAAUCAGCUUCCAGAAGCAGAAAGGAACCUACUUGAACAUGGAUCCACGUAUGUUGGAAUUAAUGCUGCUCUCAGUGGCCUAAUAGCAAAUAGUCUCUUUCGACGUAUCUUAAAUGUGACACAAGGACGUUUAGCUUCUAGCUUACCAAUGGCAGUGAUCCCAUUUUUCACAGCAGAUGUGUCUUACAAAGGUUUUAUAAAUUUACCUUUAAGCACAGGUGACCUGAAUUGUGAAACCUGUACUGUAAUACGGGGAGGACUGGUUGGUCUUGUCUUGGGUGGUCUGUAUCCUGUUUUCCUGGCUAUCCCUGUGAAUGGUGGACUAGCAGCCAGGUAUAGCUCAACUCUGCUACCUGAGAAAGGAAACAUCUUGACUUAUUGGAUUGGAAUUUCCAAACCUGUUUUUAGAAAGAUGCUAUUUCCCAUGUUACUUCAGACUAUGUUCACAGCUUACCUUGGAUCUAGACAAUACAAACUACUUAUAAAGGCUCUUCAGUUACCUGAAACUGGUGGAGACAUUCAAUGAUUGUGAAGCAAAAAUAAAAUUGUAAAAAUAA
Messenger RNA from Sorex fumeus (smoky shrew), 777 nucleotides. RefSeq names its product transmembrane protein 126A (gene TMEM126A). NCBI's taxonomy places the organism in Eukaryota, Metazoa, Chordata, Mammalia, Eulipotyphla, Soricidae. The transcript is spliced from 5 exons. Gene Ontology annotation, biological process: mitochondrial respiratory chain complex I assembly. Gene Ontology annotation, cellular component: mitochondrion. Bases 153 to 746 code for a protein of 197 amino acids. The record is from RefSeq and is a predicted model, not a curated record.